AUGGCAAAGCUUUGGCACGUCCUGCUGCUGUGUUGGGCAUGGAGUCCCUUGUGCCUUCCUUCCAGUGUGAGCUUCACUGGUACACCACAGGAGUGUGAAAAAGCUCCCUUUGUCCCUGGUUACAACUUGGGUGGCGAAGGCUUUGACAUUGUGACGAUGGAGAGAAAAGGCGCCUAUGUGAUCGACAGUGAAACAUGGGAUACUGGAAAUGGCACUUGUAAGAUGUACCAGAACAGCUACAUGAAUGGAGAGAAGCAGAAGGUCCCCGCUGCUGUGGUGGACUGGAGAACCCUGCCCAAAUGCAAUCUGAAAGUCUCCAGUGUGAUCUAUGAGUCGGUUGAAAGUCUUGUCAAUGAUUCUACAGCAUCGGUGUUAAACAACUGGAAAGCUGACCUUAAUUUCCCUUCGACAAAGCCUGGGGUUGCAUUAGCAGGUUCCCACGCCAAAGCAUCUACCUUUGGCAUCAAUAAGUCAAAACAAGACCGUUACACCUUCUUUCACCAUUUUGCCAACUGUCAAUACUAUGGUUACAGACUGGCAACAAAUCUUCAGUUGAGUCAUGAAUUCAGUUCCGCUGUGGAUUCCCUUCCUCCUUACAACGUUGAUAAUGUGGAAGCAUAUAAUAAUGUGAUUGACACUUAUGGCACACAUUACAUCACACAAGUGUAUCUUGGAGGGGAUAUGAAAGCAAUCACUGCUGUCAGGACCUGCAAGGCAACCAUGAAUGACCUGUCAGCUACAGAAAUCAAUGAUUGUUUGUCAGUCGAGGCUUUGAGUGGUGUCAAGCAUCCCGACAAUAUUAACUCACUGAUAACGCACUGUAACUUAAAAAAGAAGAAGCUAUCUAUCCCAAGUUUCAGUGGUGAAUUUAGUGAGCGACACACAGAGGUCAUUGGUGGAAGUAGUAACAGUACUGAUAUCCUCUUUCAAGCGAAAGACCCUUCUGUCUAUAAAAGUUGGCUUAGUUCACUGCAAAGUACACCUGAUGUGGUGCGUUACAGCUUAAAGCCCCUUCACACCUUACUGCCAACAAAUCAUCCAGCUAGGGUGGGACUGAAGAGAGGAAUAGAGGACUACAUUCAGAAAAAUGCAAUGUUGAAACAAUGUUCAGAAACCUGUAAGAUUGGGCACAGAUUGAAUGCUAGAGAUCCCUGUGCUUGUGUCUGCAACAAUAACAAGAAUAUUAAGGUAAAUUGCUGUCCUGCUUGGAAAGGUCUUGCAACAUUAAAGGUGUUCAGUCUUUAUGCAACGGAUCUGUAUGGUGACUGGUGGCCAGAUAAGACAGAUGGUUCUGUGGAGGUGACAUAUGGUGACCAGAUAAUGCACACUGGUAUCAUACAUGGUAAUAACAAUCCUAGAUGGUCAGACACAAUUGAAUUUGGAACCAUCACCAUUGACAUGAAAAACAAACUUAGAUUUGUUGUUUAUGACGAGGACAGUUACUUGAACAAUGAUCUGUUAGGCGAGUGUUCAUUUGAUCUGCGAGCAGGGAAUGUGAGCGAUAGCUGUAUGCUGAAUCAUGGGACUUUCUACUUUUCCUAUGAAGUGGAGUGUGCACCAAAUCUUGGUGGGUACUCGUGUCAGGAGUACAUCCCUUCUCCUAUGAGCUCCUCUUUGGCUGACGUUUUCUACUCCAGAAACGGAGUCCUUCUUGGAACGUCAGGGGAGAAGUAUGGCGAGUCAGUCAGUGUAAGAGCAGCUGUUGAUGUGAAAUGA
Molecule: messenger RNA, 1716 nt
Organism: Pelmatolapia mariae (spotted tilapia)
Lineage: Eukaryota; Metazoa; Chordata; Actinopteri; Cichliformes; Cichlidae
Product: perforin-1-like
Exons: 2
Coding region: 1-1716 (571 amino acids)
Biological process (GO): T cell mediated cytotoxicity; immunological synapse formation; defense response to virus
Cellular component (GO): membrane
Molecular function (GO): wide pore channel activity
Source: RefSeq, a predicted model, not a curated record